Molecule: messenger RNA, 882 nt
Organism: Eimeria necatrix
Lineage: Eukaryota; Apicomplexa; Conoidasida; Eucoccidiorida; Eimeriidae
Exons: 1
Coding region: 1-882 (293 amino acids)
Source: RefSeq, a predicted model, not a curated record
AUGGCAUUGGGGGCUCAAAGAAAAAAGAAAGAAAAGCAAAGCGAUGAAAAAGACACAGAAAUAAACGCGGGAAAUACAAACAGCAGCAGCAACAGCAGCAGCAGCAGCAGCAGCAACAGCAGCAACAGCAGCAGCAGCGCUUCUCAGACGGGCAACGAGCAUAUCCGUGGACAGGAAGAUACUGCGAGCAUAGUCACUAAAGACAGCGACAGCAGCAGCAGCAGCAGCAGCGCCGAGAGCAGCAACAGCAGCAGCAGCAGCAGCAACAGCGGCAGCGGCGAAAGCAGCAGCAGCAGCAACAGCGGCAGCGGCGAAAGCAGCAGCAGCAGCAGCAGCAGCAGCAGCAGCAACUCCGAAGACAGUAGAAGCAACAGCGGCAGCAGCAACGGAAGCACCGAGUGCAACAGCAGCAACAACAACGACAACAACAGCAACGACCCCAGCAGCAGCAGCAGCAGCAGCAGCAGCAGCAGCAGCAGCGGCAGCAGCAGCAGCAGCAGUGCUCAAGAGUCUCCUGAGAAAGAAGCUGAGGGCGCUGAUAAAACCCUUCGCGGCUCCUGCAAAGGCAAGACUUGUUUGCGGUCUCCCCGCUGCUGCUGCUGUUGCUGCUGUUGCUGCUGCUGCUGUUGCUGCUGCUGUUGCUGCUGCUGUUGUUGCUGCUGUGUUGCUGCUGCAGGAGCUGCUGGCUCUCUCCCUAUGGCUGCUGUUGUCGUUGCUUCUGCUGCUUCUGUUGCUGCUGCCGCUGCAGCCAAUGCUGGUGGCUUUGCUGCUGCCAUUGCUGCUUGCUGCUGCUGCCACGCUGCUGCUGCUGCUGCUGCUGCUGCUGCUGCUGCUGCUGCGCAGGCCCCGGCUGGGAAGGUGUCUCCGUUUGUCUCCAUUUAG